GAGGAGCGGCGCGGUAGGACAGGCCGGGUCGGGCCGGGGUACUUAUAAAAGAUGGUGGAUCGCUUGGCAAACAGUGAAGCAAAUACCAGACGAAUAAGCAUAGUAGAAAAUUGUUUUGGAGCAGCUGGUCAACCUUUGACUAUUCCUGGUCGUGUUCUGAUUGGAGAAGGUGUGUUAACAAAGCUGUGCAGGAAAAAACCCAAAGCAAGACAGUUUUUCUUAUUCAAUGAUAUUCUUGUGUAUGGGAACAUUGUCAUCCAGAAGAAAAAAUACAACAAACAACACAUAAUACCAUUGGAAAAUGUCACUAUUGAUUCCAUCCAAGAUGAGGGGGACCUACGCAAUGGGUGGCUUAUCAAGACACCAACUAAGUCUUUUGCUGUUUAUGCUGCCACUGCAACAGAGAAGUCCGAAUGGAUGAACCACAUCAAUAAGUGUGUGUCUGAUUUGCUUUCCAAAAGUGGAAAGACUCCCAGUAAUGAACAUGCAGCUGUCUGGGUACCUGACUCAGAGGCCACAGUGUGUAUGCGUUGUCAGAAAGCAAAAUUUACACCUGUAAACCGUCGUCAUCACUGUCGCAAAUGUGGUUUUGUUGUUUGUGGGCCCUGUUCUGAAAAGAGGUUUCUUCUUCCAAGCCAGUCCUCCAAGCCUGUGCGAAUUUGCGACUUCUGCUAUGAUCUUCUUUCCAGUGGGGAAAUGACUACUUGUCAGCCCACUAGAUCAGACUCCUACAGCCAGUCACCUAAAUCCUCUUUAAAUGAUGUAUCUGAUGAUGAUGAUGACGAUGAUGACAGCAGUGAUUAAGGACCAAAAAAGGUUUUCCAUUAUGUUACAAUUGGUGUUUUAAACCAUAAAGAGCUGCUUUUCAGGAAAUGUAUAGUCGGAGUUCUCUCAAAAUUCUGUUCUAGCCAUAAAAUUUGCCUGAGUAUCUUCAACUACAGUGUGCCUCCAAUACAUGAAUUUUCUAGACAAUAAAUUUUUCACUAUUCUGCAGGGAUAGACUGUUGCAAAUGUAUCAGAUUUUUUCCAUCUUAUACUUGAGUUAUGUCUAGAUUAGACUUUUGUGGAAGAUUGGAAAAUUAAGCAUAUCUCUUAUUUAA
Gavialis gangeticus (Gharial) is the source of this 1100-nucleotide messenger RNA. It is a transcript of the gene PLEKHF2, whose product is annotated as pleckstrin homology and FYVE domain containing 2. The transcript is spliced from 2 exons. NCBI's taxonomy places the organism in Eukaryota, Metazoa, Chordata, Crocodylia, Gavialidae. The record is from RefSeq and is a predicted model, not a curated record. Gene Ontology annotation, molecular function: phosphatidylinositol binding; metal ion binding. Bases 52 to 804 code for a protein of 250 amino acids.